AAGCACUACUUCCAGAACACUCAGGGCCUAAUCUUUGUAGUUGACAGCAAUGAUCGAGAUCGUGUUGAAGACGCAAAGGAUGAGCUGAACAUGAUGUUGAAUCAGGAUGAGUUGAGGGAAGCUGUUCUUCUGGUGUUUGCCAACAAGCAAGAUCUUUCCAAUGCGAUGAAUGCUGAUGAAUUAACUGAUAAAUUGGGCCUUAAUUCCAUCAAGCGUCGUUGGUAUACAUUUGUCCCUUGACCUUUUUUUUUUCUUUUUUAAUUUCUAGUUUGGCCUCUUGAUGGAUCGAUUAAUCACUACAAAUUACGGCAUACGCAAAAUGCAGGCACAUUCAAAGCACGUGUGCAACUUCUGGUGAAGGGUUGUAUGAGGGGCUAGACUGGCUAUCAAACAAUAUUAUGUCCUAAACCUAGGCUUUCCGGCCAAGAGCAUCUUUUCAACGAAUUUUAUGAUUUCAUAUUGACACAAUUUGUAUUCUUCACACA
Erythranthe guttata (spotted monkey flower) is the source of this 485-nucleotide messenger RNA. The record is from RefSeq and is a predicted model, not a curated record. NCBI's taxonomy places the organism in Eukaryota, Viridiplantae, Streptophyta, Magnoliopsida, Lamiales, Phrymaceae.